AUGGAUUGGUGGGACAAAGUGAUCUUCCCCGUCCGCCGCGUUUGGGUCGCCGUUUCUGCUCGCGUCAAGUCCCGCAAACACGGUGGCGGGAUUCUGAUGCUUCACAACGACGUUCAGACUUGCGGGUACGAGGACGUCCAAGUCAUGUGGGAAAUGCUGCGGCGCUCCCAACUUGAGAUCAGCAGCAGCAGCAGCAAUGGCAAUCUCCUGAAGCAGCAUCGACCGUUCUGGCGAAGCUUCGUGUGGUCGUCGUCGUCGAACGCUCUUCGUCGUAAUCGCAGGACUAGCAGCUCCACUUCGCCUCUCGUGGCUGAUAUAGCCUGA
Messenger RNA from Linum trigynum, 324 nucleotides. NCBI's taxonomy places the organism in Eukaryota, Viridiplantae, Streptophyta, Magnoliopsida, Malpighiales, Linaceae. The record is from the annotation of a GenBank genome assembly.